Molecule: messenger RNA, 3036 nt
Organism: Cryptotermes secundus
Lineage: Eukaryota; Metazoa; Arthropoda; Insecta; Blattodea; Kalotermitidae
Gene: Hmgcr
Product: 3-hydroxy-3-methylglutaryl-coenzyme A reductase
Exons: 18
Coding region: 231-2813 (860 amino acids)
Biological process (GO): isoprenoid biosynthetic process; coenzyme A metabolic process; sterol biosynthetic process
Cellular component (GO): endoplasmic reticulum membrane; peroxisomal membrane
Molecular function (GO): protein binding; hydroxymethylglutaryl-CoA reductase (NADPH) activity; NADP binding
Source: RefSeq, a predicted model, not a curated record
GGAAGCGGCGGAAGUGAAGCAGAAUGACUGUCACAUAUGAACCCUGGUUGCUAUUAUGGCGCGUGGAAAGUGAUCCUUGCCGAAAUAAGCGGUGGUGCGUUGCGUAAAGAAAUGACAGUUUUAAAUGUGGAAAUGUAAAUUGUGCGUGUUGCGGCCUCUGCUUUCCUUGAUGCUUUGAAGACUGCUUGAGAUGGGCACGAAAGAAUAUUGGUGAACACUAAUUUGUGAAGAUGGUUGGCUGGCUAUUUAGAGCGUACGGGGAAGUGUGUGCCUCGCAUCCUUGGGAGGUGAUUGUGGCCACGCUUACCCUCACAGUAUGCAUGCUGACAGUGGACCAGCGACCCUUGCGACUGCCACCAGACCCAUACAAGGAUUGCGACUGGAGGAACAACUGCUCGGGACUUGAGGAUUAUAAUGCUGCUGACAUGAUUGUCAUGACGCUGAUCCGAUGCGUGGCCAUACUGUACACGUAUUAUCAGUUUUGCAACCUACAGAAACUGGGCUCCAAGUACAUCCUCGGGAUUGCAGGCCUGUUCACGGUGUUCUCGAGCUUUGUGUUCAGUUCGAGUGUAAUCAACUUCCUCGGCAGUGAUAUUUCUGACCUCAAGGAUGCACUCUUUUUCUUCCUGCUGCUGAUUGAUCUGUCGAAGGCAACGGUUCUUGCACAGUUUGCACUGAGCUCUCGCAGUCAAGAUGAGGUGAAGCACAACAUUGCGCAUGGAAUUGCCAUGCUUGGACCCACAAUCACUCUCGACACGAUUGUCGAGACUCUAGUCAUUGGGGUGGGAACUCUCUCAGGUGUUUGGCGCCUGAACGUCUUGUGCUGCUUUGCCUGUAUGUCAGUGGUUGUGAACUACAUCAUGUUCAUGACAUUCUACCCAUCUUGCCUUUCUCUGAUCUUGGAGCUGUCACAGUUUGGUGAGAGUGGCUGGCCUACCUGGCAUGACAGUUCCUUCAUCAUGCGCGCCCUGUACGAGGAGGACCAGAAACCAAACCCGGUGGUGCAGCGUGUGAAGGUCAUCAUGUCAGCUGGGCUGAUGCUGGUGCAUGCACACAGUCGCUGGUCAUUUGCUCGUGAAGAAGAGGCGCUGCCUGUGGUGAACCUUGUCACUGGUGAGACGAUCGUGACUUCGAAGAGUAUAUUCAGUUCUCUUCUGGAGGGAUACAACUUCAAAUGGCUGACUGUGAGUGCAGACCACAUUGUCAUCCUCAUCUUAGUGCUUGCGCUCGUUGUUAAGUUUGUGUUCUUUGAUCUGACCAACAAGUUCCAGCCUGGAGACCGUGCAGACACUUACACCAGGAUGUUGGCUGUGGAGGGGUGGGUGGAGGUGAGUGCCCCCCCGCGGGCUGAGGGCUCUGUCGUGCCCACUGAGCACAAGGGUGUGCAGACAGAGCAAGAGGAGCCCAUCCAGCAGACUCCCUCCUGUGGGCUGCUGGAAGAAGAGCCUACAGGGAUAGCGUCCGUAGACCUUGAUGACCUUCCGACAGAAGACAGGAGUCUGGAGGAGUGCCUCAAGAUCUACAAGUCCACGGCUGGAGCAAGUGCUCUGAAUGACUCGGAGGUGAUGGCCCUGGUGGCUCAUGGUUAUCUGCCGAGUCACCAGCUGGAGAAAGCUGUGGGAAAGCCAGAGAGAGGUGUAUGCAUAAGACGCAAGAUUCUGGGUGUAAUUGCCAAACUGAAGGUUGCAUUGACCCACCUGCCAUAUCUGCAUUAUGAUUACUCCAAGGUAAUGGGUGCUUGUUGUGAGAAUGUGAUUGGCUACAUGCCUAUCCCUGUCGGAGUGGCAGGUCCGCUGCUGCUCGAUGGGCGUCUGAUCCACGUACCACUUGCCACCACAGAAGGGUGCCUUGUGGCAAGCGCCAACAGGGGAUGUCGUGCCCUUAUGCGUUGUGGCAUUACAUCCCGCAUUGUGGGUGACGGCAUGACACGUGGACCUGUUGUUCGCUUCCCCAACAUCAGCAGAGCUAGUGAUGCCAUGAAGUGGAUGGAAACACCUCAAAACUUUCAGGCAUUGAAGGAAAGUUUUGACUCCAGCAGUCGUUUUGCUCGUCUCUUAAAGAUUCAGAUCCGUGUUGUGGGUCGUCUCCUGUACAUUCGUUUUGUGGCUACGACUGGUGACGCUAUGGGAAUGAACAUGCUGUCCAAGGGCACAGAAGUGGCUCUGGGAUUCAUGCGAAAGAUGUUUCAAGACAUGGAGAUUGUGAGCCUCAGUGGUAACUUCUGCAUAGACAAGAAGCCUGCAGCUCUCAACUGGAUUGAGGGUCGAGGCAAGUCUGUGGUGUGUGAAGCACUUGUGCCGGCAGAUGUGGUGAGCUCAGUCCUCAAGACUACGGUUCACGCCCUAGUCGAUUUGAACAUCAACAAAAAUCUGGUUGGCUCAGCUGUGGCUGGCAGCAUUGGCGGCUUCAAUUCACAUGCUGCAAACAUUGUCACUGCCAUCUUCAUUGCGACAGGACAGGAUCCAGCCCAGAAUGUGGGGAGCAGUAACUGCAUGAUGCUGAUGGAGCCAAGGGGAGAAGAUGGCAGAGAUCUCUAUGUGUCCUGUACAAUGCCAUCUCUGGAGGUUGGCACUGUUGGUGGGGGCACAGUGUUGCCACCACAAGCAGCCUGUCUUGAGAUGCUUGGAGUGCGAGGAGCAAACAGGGAGUGCCCUGGCGAUAACGCUAAAUCAUUGGCCCAAAUUGUGUGUGGAACUGUCCUUGCAGCCGAACUCUCACUCAUGUCCGCAUUGACAGCAGGAGAUCUAGUGAAGAGCCACUUGCAACACAACAGGGCAAAGGCGAGUGCACCAGGCAGUGGCUGUGGUCAGUAAAGGCAACUCCUGAAGCCCUGAACUGCGCAGCACAUGACGGGUACUUCCCACGACGCGUAAUACACGCCGUUACGUCGUAUGAUGGGGGGGCUUAUGAAUGUAUGAAUGUGAUAUUGUGUGAUAUGCACAAAUCAGUAUAGACUGUUUUUGCUUUAUUGAAGAGAAACAUUUUUCAACAUGUACAAAUUCAAGAUCUUCAUUAAAUUAUUAUGUAAAUAUAAAA